This is a messenger RNA of Rangifer tarandus platyrhynchus (Svalbard reindeer), 561 nucleotides long. The record is from the annotation of a GenBank genome assembly. NCBI's taxonomy places the organism in Eukaryota, Metazoa, Chordata, Mammalia, Artiodactyla, Cervidae.
GGACUCUGCAUGGUGAGGGAGGAGGCAGACGUGCGCCAACUGAAAGCACAGAUGCUCCAAGCGAAGCAGUCCACUGCACAGGCGUUCAAGCCUCAGCGAUUGAGAACACCCGUCCCCGUGGAUGGACGGCAGCAUGUCCAGCUGCAAACCGAGCCACAUCUUAUCGAGUUGACAGAAAGAGCGCAAGAGUUCAUGGCAGAGACGCAGACAGACCCGUGGCUUGACAGGCCGGACACACCCAUGUUUCGGCCACACAAAGAGGAAAUUCACGCGUCAACCCAAAUACAAGACGGCGACCUUUUCGACUUUGACGAAGAAGUUGUACCAAUCCUAGAAGUCAUCGUUGGGAAAGUCCUAGAGCAGAGCAUCUGCGAGGUGACGGAAGAAGAAGAGCUUGCUGCCAUCCGUGAACAGCAAGAAAAGUUUGAGAGGAUUCGUGCCCAAGAAGUCAUUGAGUACCAGCGGCUCGCAGCUGCCGAAAAACGGCGAAAAGAGGAGAUGGUAUACAACAAACCGCGUCCAUAUUCUGUGCAUUUCUGCUCGUAUUACGCUUACCGUUAG